Messenger RNA from Cryphonectria parasitica EP155, 1815 nucleotides. RefSeq lists its product as uncharacterized. NCBI's taxonomy places the organism in Eukaryota, Fungi, Ascomycota, Sordariomycetes, Diaporthales, Cryphonectriaceae. The record is from RefSeq and is a predicted model, not a curated record. The transcript has 2 exons. Bases 1 to 1638 code for a protein of 545 amino acids.
AUGGACGACUCACCAGAACCCUCUCAAAAUGACGACCCAUCCAACUCACCUGAGCCGGUGCUGCUGGCCCUCCCAGAGGUCAUCACCAUCGAUCCCAGAGGGGACAUCCUGUUGGACGUGACCUUUGAGACCUCCAGAUCUACGCUCAAGGCCGCUCGGAAAGCAACUCCCAAACCCCGACCAGGCCAGAGAGACCCUCCGCCUCCCCUGCCCGUCCUGAAACCUCACAUCCGCCUUGCGUACAGGGUCGACCUCGCCACGCUCAAGAAGCAUUCCCGCUACUUUACCAACCUCCUAGGGGACACUCGCUUCCAGGAGGCUAGGGCCAUCGCCCAGAGGCUCGAUGAGAUCGCAGCAAGAGGCCAGAACCCGGGGGACUUGGCACCAGAGGACCUGCCGCGGGUAGAGAUUGAGGACGAUGACGAGGCCACCCGCACCGCCGGUCGCGAGACCGCCUUCGCCGAUAUGCUGCGCGUGCUACACGGCCUCCCCACCGUCACGAAGCCUGUCACCGUGCUCUACGUCACCACCCUCGCCGUUCUCGCCGACCGCUUUGCCUGCACCGCGCCCGUGUCCCGGCACCUCAUCGCCGUCCUUAAGUUCAGAUGGCCCACAACGCCUCCGCUUCGGCCGCGGGAGGACGGCCUGAGCGGGCUUACGCUGGCGGCGGAGGAGCUUGUGAGGCAGAAGGUGCUUGUGGCGUGGCUGCUGGAACAAGCCCCGCGCCUGGCAGCGGCAACGAAGGAGCUGGUGCUCUUUGGGAGCCACCGUUGGUCUGUGGCGUACGAGGACGAUGAGGAUGACGGGGGGGCUGAUGCUGGCAGAGGUGCCGCCCACGCGAGGCAGGAUGCUGUCUGGUGGUUUCUCCCAGACGGACUAGAGGAGGAACUUCACUAUCGCCGGCACCAAAUCCUGCGCAGCCUGGCCUCGAUCCCUGCGCACUUUCUCCACCUCUACACGACGCGCACCCGCAACGGCUACCGGCAGUGCAAGCUAGGCUACGACUCCUCUUCGGCCUGUGACUCGUUCCAGCUCGGCGAGAUGGUCCGCUUCCUCGUGUCCAAGAACCUGCUGUUCCUGACAAACUUCGCCCCUUCGUCUCUGGACGAGGUCAAAGACUUCGCCGCUGUCGAUGUUGGCUCCAUCCUGGGCGCACUGAAGCAGUGCCCCAACUACCAAGUGGAUAGGCACCACACCAACUGCGGCCUGCGGACGCGUGUUAUGCCCAUCCUAGAGUAUGUCGCUGCCAUGCUCGGCACGACCGCCGCGCAGAUAGGUUUGCAAGGGUGGAAGAGGGAGAGGAGGACGACGAGCUGGCAGAAACCUGACGACCACAACGACGACAAUGCGGCACGGGGGGCCAGCCGGAAAAAGGACUUUGUCGUCGAGGACAGUAUGGGAGACGGCGGUGGUGGCGGUGGUCGGGGCACGAACGGCGGGAGGGUCUUCUACUUCACGCGAUCUGUUGCCUCGGACCAGCGUCUCCGCUUCGAGGGCGCCAUGGCAGCCGACAGGCUGGCGAGGGAGCUGUUCACCGCUGACGCGUGGGAUUGGACGCCUGAGGAUGUAGACAGAGUGGACCAGAUCUCGGAGUCGAAACACCUGAGCAUGCCGCUUCGAAGGAAGGAGAGGAAGUAGAAAAAAGAAAGACAAGAAGAGAGAAGAGAAGGACAAGAAAGGAAAGAAGAAUAAAAGGAUGGCGGGAUCCUGGGGGUUGGGGUUCUUAAGAUGUAAAGUCACAUAGAGGGAGCCCCUGGUCGGGUGAUCCAAGCGGGCGAUAUGUGUUUGAACGGUGCAAAUGUAUCUUCAAAAUUG